CAGAUCGGAGGAGGAAGAUGGAGAGCAGGCCGCCAAUGCCAUGGUGCGCGUGCGACAGGGCGGGGACGACGACGACGAUGACGACGGCGAUAAAGAAGGGGCCAUGGAUGCCGGAGGAGGACCUCGUCCUCGUCUCCUACAUCCACGAGCACGGCCCCAGCAAGUGGCGCCACGUGGCCGCGAGCACGGGGCUCAUGCGCUGCAGCAAGAGCUGCCGCCUCCGCUGGACCAACUACCUCCGCCCGGGCAUCCGGCGCGGCCACUUCACGGCGCGCGAGGAGCGCGUCAUCGUCCACCUCCACUCCCUGCUGGGCAACCGGUGGGCGGCCAUCGCGUCGCAUCUCCCCCAGCGCACCGACAACGACAUCAAGAACUACUGGAACACCCACCUCAAGAAGAAGAAGGUCGUCGUCGAGGAACAGCAGCGAGCGGCUGCAGCAGCAGCCAAACGACACGUCGACGACGGCGGCAUCACCACCAGUCGUAGUCCCCGCCUGCUCGCCAAGGACGAUAGCUAUGGCUACGACUACGACGCGCGCCCAGCUGCAGCCUAUCCCUGUACCAUGGACAACGUAUCCAAGCCUCUCAAAGUCAAAUUAGGUUGCAUGAAGAGCGCAUCGUCAUCAUCCCCGCCGGCGCAGGAUGGUAGUAGUAGUAUCCGUCGUCCUUUCUUUUCACUCGACCAAACGUCCGGCAGUACGGCGCCGCUGCCACCCAUCUCCAACGUUGUGCCGCAGCCGGUGUUGGCGGGACAGGGACGACACGGCGGGCGUUUCUUCCACGAGCCGCCCCAGCAGCAGCUGUCCUCAAUAAUGGAGAACUGGUUAUUCCUCCCCAAGCAGCAGCACCAGCAGCAGAUGACGGCGAGCUCUCCGACUCCGACGGCUGCUGCUCACUGUCCAUGCUGUUUUAGCUAAAUUGAAGAAACAAGCACACAGAUGACGUAUACGAUAUAGCUAGUUAGCUACGUGAGCUAUGUGCGAGUUAUUUUCAGGAUAAAGACUAGUAUUCAUCACAUGACCCUAGCUAGGGGUGAUGAUUACUCAUUCUGGAAUAACUUAAUAAAUCUUCACGGACUGUAACGGUAUAUCUGCCAUAACAAUAAAAAAAC
Molecule: messenger RNA, 1111 nt
Organism: Zea mays
Lineage: Eukaryota; Viridiplantae; Streptophyta; Magnoliopsida; Poales; Poaceae
Product: transcription factor MYB60
Exons: 1
Coding region: 18-917 (299 amino acids)
Biological process (GO): response to auxin
Source: RefSeq, a predicted model, not a curated record